AUGACAGGACAAGACUAUUCUGUGUUUGAGGAGCUCAAAGUGAGUAAGGAGCAAGUUAUAGGGUGUUCGUACUCGAAUUGGUACCCAAAAUUCAAGCUGUAUGUAGCCAAAUCAAUCGUGAUAAAGCCAUUGACAGAUGAGUUCAUUGAGUAUUUGUCAUCAGAAAGUAUACGGCUACCUCAGGAAAAGAGGGAUGAGAUAGUAGCAGAUAGUGAUAAUGAAUAUAGUGACUGGUCGGAUGAUGAAGAAGGGCCUCAAAUCAACCCUACGGAUAAGUUUUCUGCAUUGCACCAAGAGAUAAAGGAUGGAGUACGCCAGUUGGGAGGUAAGGUGAGUCCCAAAUUGAAUUGGUCAGCACCAAAAGAUGCCAAGUGGAUCAUGGCAAAUAAUACCACCAAGUGUGAGGAUGUCUCGGAUGUGUAUUUGCUUUUGAAUGCUUCAGACCACAUUGCACACGACAUUGACGAUGCCUUCAACGAGUGUGGAGAGUCGGAGAAACACACACGUAUUCCCUACGAGUUGGUGUUGCGCCAGUGGGUGGAAAUGAAUCCGGCUUUGGAAUUCAGGGUCUUCAUCAAGAACCGCACCAUAGUGGGGGUGUCCCAACGUGACUUGAACUAUUACGACUACUUAGAAAAGUUGGUACCCAAAUUCAGACAGAAGAUUGAUGAGAUGUUUACAGAAGUCAUUGAGCCCAAUCUAGAGCAAGAUAGCGUUAUUGUUGAUUUGUACAUUCCGCGGCCAUUUGACAAGGUAUGGAUCGUAGAUUUCAACCCAUUCUCGAGAAAAACAGAUUCGUUACUCUUCACCUGGCACGAAUUGAUCCAGACCAACCCAAAAGAAAUAUAUCAAUAUGAACUCAGACUUAUAUCCGAGACCAAUCUUGGACGUUUCUCCAAGAAGGAGCAUAGUGAGAACCAAGUGCCUAUUGAUGUGAUCGAUGCAUCAGUUAACACGGACACCAUGAUAGAGUUGGCCAAAAAAUGGCUGGACUUACAAGAAAAGGGAAAAUAG
Molecule: messenger RNA, 1014 nt
Organism: Debaryomyces fabryi
Lineage: Eukaryota; Fungi; Ascomycota; Pichiomycetes; Serinales; Debaryomycetaceae
Product: cell proliferation protein
Exons: 1
Coding region: 1-1014 (337 amino acids)
Cellular component (GO): cytoplasm
Source: RefSeq, a predicted model, not a curated record